CACUGACGCUGUCACUCUCCGGUCUGUGGCCGAAAUAUGGCAAAGUUUGUCCACAAAGAGCACUCUGAGAUCACUAUGGACUAUGUAAAUCUACCUGAUGGAUUGGCCAGGAAUGAUGCUCUGAAGAGCUGUUCCGGCAGGGAUGGUGGAGCAACCUCUGCAGCGCCUGGAAGAAAACUCCACAGACUGGUUGCUUUGAGCUUUGGACUCCUGUGUGUCCUCCAAGCUGUCCUCAACAUUUCGCUGCGCCUUGCUCUCUACAGCUCUGACAGCAAAACCCCAGAUAUAGAGGCCAGCUGCAAAAACCUGACUGACGAGACUGACGAGCUGAAGAGAAAACUGACUCAAUUUGAUCACUAUUUGCAAGAAGGAUGGGUGUAUUUCCACUCCAGCUUCUAUUACGUUUCUUCCAUCAAGAAAUCCUGGAAAGAAAGUAGAGCUGACUGUCUGCAAAGAGGUGCAGACCUGAUGAUUAUUAACAGCACAGAAGAACAGGACUUCACAAGAAAAUUCCACAAGUUCAUGUGGAUUGGAUUGACAGACAGCGAAACUGAAGGGAUGUGGAAAUGGGUGGAUGGCACACCGCUGACAACAAGCUAUUGGACCCCUGGGGAGCCCAACAGUUAUGAAGGCCAAAAUGAAGACUGUGUAGAAUUAAAGUCCCAUGAUAUGAUAAACAGCUGGAAUGAUAAACCAUGUGAAGGCCAAAACUUCUGGAUCUGUGAAAAGAUGAUAGUUAUAACUCAGCAUAUACAACCAUGGAAAGCUGAAACUGACUUCAUGUUCAAUUGAGACUGUGUACAGUAUUUUCUGGAAAUCUGUUUUUGACUUUACUGUCCCCAUUAAUAAUAAAGUGUUUGUCUUUUCGCAUGAGA
Chelmon rostratus (copperband butterflyfish) is the source of this 875-nucleotide messenger RNA. RefSeq names its product CD209 antigen-like protein E. Lineage: Eukaryota; Metazoa; Chordata; Actinopteri; Chaetodontiformes; Chaetodontidae. The record is from RefSeq and is a predicted model, not a curated record. Bases 37 to 792 code for a protein of 251 amino acids. The transcript is spliced from 6 exons.